Messenger RNA from Cyphellophora attinorum, 1422 nucleotides. RefSeq lists its product as uncharacterized. The coding region runs from base 1 to 1422 and encodes 473 amino acids. Gene Ontology annotation, molecular function: oxidoreductase activity. Gene Ontology annotation, cellular component: cytoplasm. The record is from RefSeq and is a predicted model, not a curated record. The transcript has 2 exons. Lineage: Eukaryota; Fungi; Ascomycota; Eurotiomycetes; Chaetothyriales; Cyphellophoraceae.
AUGUCUCCGAAUCGUCACCUGGGUGUAGAUCCAGGCCUUCCUGCAGGCAACCCCACUCCAUCAUUCUGGCAGGAGCCUCGGUCUCGAUCAUUCCGACCACAGGACAAUCUGCCAGCCGCUCGAGACGUCGUGAUUAUCGGUUCGGGGAUUACUGGCUGCAGUGUUGCGUGGCACCUACUGAACAAUCACGUUUCUCUCAACGUUACGAUCCUGGAGGCUCGCGAUGUAUGCUCAGGCGCCACUGGUCGCAAUGGAGGGCGGAUCAAUUGCACCGCCGUCCAAGAUUUUCACAAGUAUUCGGAGAUAUUCGGACAGAGCAGUGCCAAAGAAAUCGUCCGCUUCGAACUCGCUCACUAUGAGUCUAUACGGAAGACUGUGGAAAGCAUUGGACCAGAACUUCUCUCGGAAUCGGAGCUGAGAUGGAUCAAUGCCGUCUCUGCGGUCUUCACUGACCAAGAGGUCAAUGCUUUUCGUUCAAUGCUGAAAGCGUUCGAAGAUGCCUUUCCCGACUUACGUGGGCAUUGGCAAGUGGUUGGCCGGCGAACGAUGGCUUCAAAAUACGGAAUGCCUAGAGCCAGCGGCGGCCUCGUAGGCAAGGCUGGAGCCGCGUGGCCUUACAGAAUGAUACAUGGCAUCUUCGAGCAUCUACAGACGAUUUGCAAGGAACGCUUUUCGAUUGCAUCAAACACUCCUGUCCUAUCGAUCAGCAGAGCAUCCGACAGCAACCGCCCAUACCUUCUGCGCACCAAGCGUGGGACCAUCAUGGCUAAGCACGUGGUCCACUGCACUGAGGGUCAUGCAGCACACCUACUACCGCAGCUAAGAGGAAUUAUCAUUCCGCGUCGAGGGCAGAUGACCGUGCAAGGUGGCGAUCAGCAAAUGCUCAGAGGAAGGGUUGAAUCUUUCUCUUUGACAAUACAAGGUAUAUUCUCCUAUGCGACUACGAACGCUCGAACCGGCGAUAUCUUCAUCGGCGGCGGCGAUCGCGAGGACCGGAAAUACUCCAUGGGGAGAGCCUCGGAUGCCGAAGAGGAUCUCGCAGCGCUGUCUUACCUCAGUGGCGUCUUGCAGGUGGUGUUCGGAUCCCAACGAGGAACUAUGGCUCCUCGUGUGAAGAGCUCCUGGUCCGGGACCCUGGGAUGCAGCAUAGACGACGCGCCUCUGGUUGGUAUGCUUCCGCAGGAGCUGCUGGAACGACCCGCAGGAUCUGCAAUAUCAGCAGAAUGGAUCUCUGCGGGUUACGGAGGCUAUGGCAUGGUAAAUGCCUUUCUUUGCGGAAAAUAUCUGGUGGAGAUGAUGCUAGGAUUACCAAAUGAACUUGGUCUGCCGCGUGCCUACUUGCUGAACUCGGCACGGGCACUGGAUUUGAUAGAGAGACGUCGCAUAGUGGUCGGAGGGAUUGGCAAACAGGCUCAGAUGUAA